AUGUCGAUGGGAUCAGAAAUUGAGGAGUGUUGUCCCUAUGCCACUUCUAUUCAACUGCCGAAAAGUUCAGCCGCCGAACCCCAGGGUAUUGUAGGGGAUGGGGCAUCUUACAGCGACAGCGAGGAUGACGAACGUGUAUCGCCAAGGGAGAAGGUGCAAAAGACUGCCAAGGGGUACUCUGACUUCUGCGUCCGAUCCAUCAAUCAAGCUCCAUUUGGUCGGCGUGAAAUCGAGAUCGCUGAACAAGAAAUGCCCGGGAUCAUGGCAUUGCGCCGUCGAGCGGCGGAAGACAAACCGCUGAAAGGAGCGAAGAUCGUCGGUUGCACUCACAUAAAUGCACAGACGGCUGUAAGUCACGAUAUUUCGAUCCAGUUAUCCUGCGAGUUCUUUUUCUUAGAAUGUUCAGUUUUCCGAUCAGUUGCACCGUAUCUUGGAUUUGUUACCCGAGAUGCCGUGCUGAUCGAGACGCUUACUGAGCUUGGAGCCAGUGUCAGGUGGGCGGCCUGCAACAUAUUCUCCACCCAGAAUGAGGUUGCUGCAGCUCUCGCCGAUGCUGGGCUUUCCAUCUUUGCUUGGAGGGGUGAGAGCGAAGAAGACUUCUGGUGGUGCAUUGACAAAUGUGUCAACGCGGAGAACUGGCAGCCGAAUAUCAUCUUGGACGACGGGGGUGACGCGACGCACUUGAUGCUCAAGAAGUAUCCGGCGAUGUUCAAGAUGAUCAAAGGUAUUGUCGAAGAAAGCGUGACUGGCGUUCAUCGUUUGUAUCAGUUGUCGAAGGCUGGAAAACUGACUGUUCCGGCGAUGAAUGUCAACGACUCGGUGACGAAGACUAAGUUCGACAACUUGUACUCGUGCCGUGAAUCCAUCAUAGACAGCUUGAAGCGUGAGACGGAUGUCAUGUUCGGUGGGAAGAAGGUCGUUGUUUGCGGCUAUGGAGAGGUUGGAAAAGGCUGUUGCCAGGCACUGAAAGGUUUGGGUGCCAUCGUUUACGUUACCGAGAUUGACCCUAUCUGCGCGCUGCAGGCCUGCAUGGAUGGCAUCAGCGUCGUCAAAUUGAACGAAGUUAUUCGUCAAGCAGAUGUUGUCAUUACUGCAACUGGCAACAGGAACGUUGUAUCGCGUGAAAUGAUGGAUAAAAUGAAAAACGGAUGCAUCGUGUGCAACAUGGGUCAUUCCAACACCGAAAUUGACGUGGGCGGGUUACGCACGAAUGACUUGACCUGGGAGAGGGUUCGCACUCAAGUUGACCACGUCAUUUGGCCUGACGGAAAGCGUAUCGUGCUUUUGGCCGAGGGACGCUUGGUGAACAUGUCUUGCUCUUCCAUGCCGUCGUUUGUGGUCUCGAUCACUGCAGCUACUCAGGCGCUUGCGUUGAUUGAGCUCUUUAAUGCCCCUCCUGGCCGUUACAAGUCGGACGUUUAUUUGCUUCCAAAAAAGAUGGAUGAGUACGUGGCAAGCUUGCAUCUUCCGUCGUUCGACGCACACUUGACAGAAUUAACUGAUGAACAAGCGAAAUAUAUGGGGCUAAACAAGGCAGGUCCGUUCAAGCCGAACUACUACCGGUAUUGACACGCCUGCUGUGACCUUGGGCGCGUGAAUGUGAACUACGUGUGAACCUGUCGUUUCUUCAAGAUUGCUUUCCCGAUUUUUCCUGACCUCAGUUUAUUUUUGCGACCUCCGGUUGUCCGAAAAACCUGGCUGGUAGAAUUCCAAGUUUAGAGUGAAUGUUUUUUUCUUUUGUUUAUUGAUUGGCUCUUCUGCUGCAGCGUAAAUACACGAAGAGCAUUGCUGCUAUUCUACGGAGUGUUUAGGAGCUGUAGUUAGAGAGUCUAUUAGCUUUUAUGUCUUCCUUCAUCGGAGGAUGAACCGAGUCAUUUACAGAAUCGUCCCAACAAAUACCUGUAUGUACCUUGACGCAUGUAGCUUUGAUUGAUUGUGUUUUCCUGUUAGAUUCUUUUGCCCACAUACAGCUUUCGCACUCGGCGAAAUCUUGACUGUUCAGUAUUGUUUGAAAGACUUCGAAUCGAUCCAAAGCUCAUCGGGGUAUGAAGAUUAUUCCAACUUGAGACUCUGUUCGCCGAGUUUUCGUGGAUUAUGUUGUUUCUGCCGAAUAUGGCUCAAUUCCAGGUGUGUCUGUGACUGUGAUGUGGUGGAUUUACUGACUUCGGCUCAUCGGUGCUGGACGCAUGAAGCCUCGAUGUUGUGUCAUAUAGCUGCUAACUCACGCAUCGUGGUCAUGUAAUAUUCGCAGACUUCUUGAAUGUCCUGGGUUACAUCUGUUUUAUUUUUGGAAGGAGUUUGUGCAAUUCUGUUAGUCUGCAGUUGGUUCGUGCCAUUACGCACGUGGCAUCGCUCGAUACCUGUGCAGUAUGUAAUAUGCUUUAUAAAUUGGGAGAAGCUAGGGGGAUUCUUGGAAAAACCAUUCUACAGAUCUUUCCGUCUUAUUUUGGGUGUGGAGCACACCGCUGGCCGAUGUUCGCGAUGUCCUCAGUUCGUUCAUCGGUAGACUAUAGGAGUCCUUAUCGGACUUCUGGUCUCGUGCAUUUUCUCGUCUCGCUGUGAAAUGCUUUUCGUGAAAAAAUUCAGCGAAAUCGCUUAACUUCGGAUUCCAAGGAAUGGUCUGUUUGAUUUUGUGGUCGUGACAUUGGUCAUGCACAGACGUUGAAGAGAACAACUAUGCAUUGAUGUGCGUUUGCAUUUACCGGUUGUGCGUGGACUGCGGUGAGUUGUGGUUCCGGUCGUCAUCAACUGAUGUCAUCGCGGAAAGCUCAGAAAUUUAGUUGGAACAUUGUGCACAUUGCGCUCAGGAGUGAUGUUCCAUGCCCACUUAGACCAUGCGAAGUGUUGAUGAAGCACAAAUAUAAUAUAGUUUGUGUAGCCGAAAUCAU
Notodromas monacha is the source of this 2888-nucleotide messenger RNA. NCBI's taxonomy places the organism in Eukaryota, Metazoa, Arthropoda, Ostracoda, Podocopida, Cyprididae. The record is from the annotation of a GenBank genome assembly.